AUGCAUCAAAAUCCGCUCAUCGCCGCCAUCUUUCUCCUCUUCCUCGCCCAAGGCGUUUCCGGUCUACCCAUCUCUAUGGCCAUGCGUCGCCACCACGGGGGCCACUACCGAUUCCGUCAUCGUCGUCCCACCGUGCGGUCAACCACGCUAAUUUCGAUAGGUCAGGGAAAAAGUCCUGUGAGGCAAGGAACACCAGCAGCGCCGCAAAUCCCCGUCACAGUUCCUACUCCGACAAUACCAAGAAUCCCCGUCGCAGUUCCUCCUCCAUCAACACCACAAACCCCCGUCACGGUUCCUGCUCAACCAACGCCGCCGCCGCCGCCGCCGCCACUGGCAGUCGGAACAGGUGACAUCUCGGAUCAUGCAAAAAAGUUCGGAUGGGACCCAUUGAAGGUGAUUAAAGGAUGUGGGGCUAAUUGCGACUUGCUCAAAUAUCUCCGGAAGGAAGAAUUCCUGGUCGCCCACAAUUGGGUCAGGGUUUUAUUCAAACUUCCACUCUUCACGUGGGAUGAGAAGCUAGAGAAUGUGGCCAAACAAUACGCCAUGCAGCACUACGACGACUGCAAGAUGGUUCACUCGGACUUGCCUUACGGGGAGAACAUUUUCUGGGGCCUCCGUUUGCAUUGGACGCCUUCCGAUGCGGUGUACUAUUGGCUUGAAGAGAGUAAAUGGUACAACUUCACGAACCUCCAGUGCACGGCGCCGCCGGGCAAGGAUUGUGGACAUUUCACGCAGCUCGUGUGGAAGGACUCUUUGCGUUUAGGUUGUGCCCUCCAGCAUUGCCGAGAUCCCACUAAGGGUAUGUUGGUGGUCUGCGAGUACGACCCUCCCGGCAGCUACGACAACGAGAACCCUUUGGACGAUAACAAUGCCAAACACCAAACCUAA
Messenger RNA from Prosopis cineraria, 888 nucleotides. RefSeq names its product probable pathogenesis-related protein CaO19.6200. Gene Ontology annotation, cellular component: extracellular region. Lineage: Eukaryota; Viridiplantae; Streptophyta; Magnoliopsida; Fabales; Fabaceae. The coding region runs from base 1 to 888 and encodes 295 amino acids. The record is from RefSeq and is a predicted model, not a curated record. The transcript has a single exon.